AUGUCAAAGGGAGACGGUCGCGCCAAAAAGGCAGAAUAUUUUGAUAAACUCAAGGAAUUAUUAGAAGAAUAUCCAUCAAUUUUUAUUGUAAAUGUUGACAAUGUUGGCUCCAAUCAAAUGCAUCAGAUUCGCCAUGCUCUUCGUAAUAAAGCUACAAUCUUGAUGGGUAAAAACACAAUGGUUAGGAAGGCAUUGAAAACUUUUGUUCCUGAAAAUCCUCAGUAUGAAAAAUUGUUUCCUCAUAUCAAAGGCAAUAUUGGUUUCGUUUUUACUAAAGAAGACCUUAAAGAAACCAGAGAAGUUAUUUUAUCAAAUAAGGUCCGAGCACCAGCUAGAGCAGGAGCAAUAGCACCUCUUGAUGUAUUCGUUCCUGCUGGUAAUACAGGUAUGGAGCCUGGUAAUACAGCCUUUUUCCAAGCUCUUGGAGUUCCAACCAAAAUUUCUCGUGGUACCAUUGAAAUCAUCAAUGAUGUACAUUUGGUUAAAGUUGGGACUAAAGUUGGUGCAUCAGAAGCUACAUUGUUGAACAAGUUGAAUAUAUCACCAUUUACCUAUGGUUUAACCAUCACUCAAAUUUAUGAUAAUGGUACCACAUUUCAUCCUUCUGUACUUGAUAUUGAGGAAUCAACUUUGAUCGAUCAUUUGCUGAGCAGUAUUAAAAGUAUUGCUUCGAUUUCAUUGGCCCUCAAAAACUAUCCUACCAUUGCUUCUGUACCUCAUUCACUUAUUAAUUCUUAUAAGAAUUUAUUGGCUAUUUCACUUGCAACAGAAUAUGAUUUCCCAGUUACUGAUACUAAAAAAGAAGCUGCUAAAGAGGAACCUGAAGAAGAGUCAGAUGAUGAUAUGGGUUUGGAUUUGUUUGGUUAA
Messenger RNA from Entrophospora sp. SA101, 867 nucleotides. Lineage: Eukaryota; Fungi; Glomeromycota; Glomeromycetes; Entrophosporales; Entrophosporaceae. The record is from the annotation of a GenBank genome assembly.